Colletotrichum spaethianum is the source of this 1839-nucleotide messenger RNA. Its product is annotated as protein polybromo-1. Gene Ontology annotation, biological process: chromatin remodeling. Gene Ontology annotation, cellular component: RSC-type complex. NCBI's taxonomy places the organism in Eukaryota, Fungi, Ascomycota, Sordariomycetes, Glomerellales, Glomerellaceae. Gene Ontology annotation, molecular function: protein binding. The coding region runs from base 1 to 1839 and encodes 612 amino acids. The record is from RefSeq and is a predicted model, not a curated record. The transcript has 7 exons.
AUGAAUGGCGCGACGGAUGCUCAAGAGCCCAAUGCGAAGAAGCAGAAGCUCGCUGCGAGCCAGGCUGAUUUUAGCACGUCACAGAAGUACAAUCUCAAGGAGCAAGAGACAGUCGAGUCUACCACCGAAUAUGGACAUUUCUUCCUCGAUCAGAUCCGCCGCACUGCCGACAAGAAUGGACGCAAGGUCUCUGGUUACUUCGAGACACUGCCUGACAAGGACAGCAACCCCGACUACUACAAGAAGACAAGAAUGCCCAUCUCCCUGACAAUGAUCGAGAAGAAGCUCAAUAACGGAGACUUCGCCACCCUUACCGAACUCGAAAGCUACUGCAAGCGCAUGGUGUCAAAUGCUAAGGAGUUCUACCCUCGCGGGAGUCAGCUCUUCGAAGAUGCAGAGAGAGUUCGGAAGGCCUUGAGUAACUUCAUGACCAAAUACAACCCUGCAUACGCAAGAGGUGGAUAUACGGCCGUCCCAACCCCUCUGCCCGCCGACGGCACUACCAACGACGCAGACGAAGAUGACAAGCACGCUCCUCAACAUGCAAGUCUCACUUUCCAGGCUGCCCAAGAGAAGAUUGUGGAGGAGAUGUUACGCAAGAAGGACGAUGGUGGUCAAGAGCCCUACUUCGAGCCUUUCGUCAACCUUCCUCCUCGCGUCCUGAAAGACUACUACAGGAUUGUAAAGGAGCCGAUCUCUCUGAAGAAGCUUCAGAAGGCUGUCAAGGGUGUCAGGGGUCGCAAUGAGGCAACAGGCACCAGCGAAUUCAAGAACUGGGUCGCCUUUGAGGAGACUGCGAGCCUGCUCUGGAAGAACGCUUUCUUCUACAAUGAGGAAGGAAGCGAGAUUUACGAGUUGGCCCAAGAGCUCGAGGAGUUUUGCAAGAAUGAGUUGAAGCAGGCCAAGGCGGCUGUUCAAGAGCCUGCACAGCCGAAGAUUAAGCUCAAGGUUCAGCAGCCGGCGUCCGAGCAGCCCGCGACAUCCAAGAAGAUCACAAUUCAUGUUGGAGGCAAGAGCGACUCGGGAGAGUCUCCUGCGCCACCAAUUGCCCUGUCAUCCGGGUCCCAGGUCGGCGACCAGACACCGGUUUCCAACGGUGUCUCGCGUCAGGGUGGGCUUCCAGCUAUUCCGGCUGCGAUGGACAGAUUUCGCAGCGUCUCCGUCGCUUCACCAAGCCCCUCGUUGGCCAACAACAUCAAGCGGGAAGACGCUGCUCGCCCUUCCCCAGCAGGGACGCCUGGUCACGGUGGCACACCUUCUGCCUUUCCGCCGCCCGGCGCCGGCCAGGCCGCGAACUUGUCCAAUGCGACCUUUCAGCCCAUUGGUGUUGCGCAACUCCAGCCGCAGACGAACGGUAUACAGCAGUCGCCAAGGCCUCUAUGGGACCAGACGAGACGAGCCCCAGGCAAAGGUGCUGCAGAUGCACUGAUCAGCAGUCUCAAAAUUCAGACACACCCGAUGGUCAACGUUGAGCGUCGCUUCGAGAUAACUCUGUUACCUCUGGAGAAAGAGGCACAUCAGUCCGUGACGGUCCACAUGCCGCUCAACCACUUGAGAAUCCAGAUGAUUCUGGUUGUUCCAUCGUCCCUGGAGAAAGAGGGCCGUCAGUGGAGACUGUUCGUGUUGGUCAACCGUCAGAUUGCCCACCAGGCUCAUCCUGUUCCCGGCCAGGUGCUACCCCUCGGCGCCAGAGUCUUUGAGGCUCAGCUCCAGGCUGGUGUUGUCAACAACAUCGAAGUCUCUGUUGCAGCCGCUCUGCCAAAGGGCCAGAAGCUGCCCAGCGGUGCAGAUUUUGAGGUGGAGCAGAUGACGGUGCUUGCUCACGUGGCUAAGAACUAG